Nematolebias whitei (Rio pearlfish) is the source of this 1870-nucleotide messenger RNA. RefSeq names its product nuclear FMR1 interacting protein 1 (gene nufip1). Gene Ontology annotation, biological process: box C/D snoRNP assembly. The transcript has 10 exons. Gene Ontology annotation, cellular component: nucleus. The record is from RefSeq and is a predicted model, not a curated record. Gene Ontology annotation, molecular function: RNA binding. Lineage: Eukaryota; Metazoa; Chordata; Actinopteri; Cyprinodontiformes; Rivulidae. Bases 131 to 1768 code for a protein of 545 amino acids.
GAAAUGACGACAAGUUUGUGAACCUUAGCAAAACAUGCGCGCGUGAGAGAAACAUGUGGACGAGAGUUUGAUUUUGACGUAAAUUGAUUUUUAAAAUUGUUAAUCGUAAGCGUUCAGGGACGCAGCGGCGAUGAAUGUCCCGGAACGUUACCCCGCGCCGGACUUCAGCAGUCCCCCUCCGAGCUCCAUCCAGCGGCCCCCGCAGCAGCAGCAGCCGCACGCCAGCAGCUUCCACCCGGGCAUGUGGAGCUGGGGAGAGACGCCCCCGGAGCCCGGCUGGAGGAGCGGUGAGGCGGGUCACAGCUUCCCCCCGGGACAGACACGGACUUACUCUCCAAACUUUGGGCACGAAUGGUACCAAGGUGGACAUCCAGGUGGAAGACAGAACUACAGACCUCCCUAUCAACAUGGGAAAAAGCAGAGGAAUAAGAAGGAACCGGAGUAUUCUCAUUACUGCGACACGUGCGACCGUGGCUUCAAAAACCAGCAGAAGUACGACGAACACGUGUCCCAACACGUCACGUGUUCUGUACCUGAUUGUAACUUCAUGGCCCAUGAAAAACUGGUAGCCAUACACUGGAAAAAUAGUCACGCACCGGGAGCUAAAAGAAUCAAGCUGGACACACCGGAUGAGAUCGCGAAAUGGAGAGAGGAGAGGCGCAAAAACUAUCCGACUCUUCACAACAUCGAGAGGAAGAAGAAAGUGACGGAGGUUCGGGAGCAGACGGGUGGUGUUCUGGAAACGGCUCAGUUCGGGCGAAUGAGGGGCCGAGGUCGAGGUCGUGGGCGGGGUAACAGUGGGUUCAGAGGGCGACACCCUCAAGGACACAACUCGGCUGACCGCAGCGCCACAGUGACACCCAAACUGGUCAGUUGUCCCUCCAGAAGAGAGGAUCCACUGGGUGUUCUGGCCAGCGGUGACCACGGCGAAGAUUCAGACAAAGAGGACCCCUCUCCGGACUCUAAAACCGGGGGAUUCGUUGUCGUCCCUAAACAGAUGAGCUCAGCUCUUGGCUCCCUGCUGGCUAACUACGGCUCCAUGAGCGAAAGUGAUGAGGAACCGGAGGCUGCUCCCAUUCUGAGAGCCGAAGAGCUGGUUCAAGAAAACAAGACCAUCCUGAACAGAGUCCAACCAACGUCAGGGACCGGCGAACCUUCUAGAGAUGUGGAAACCUCCACCAAAGUGGACAAAGGUCCCCACCCUUGCUCUGGUCCUAACAUGUUCAAUAACAGAGGAGCGAACAGGGGUCGAGGAGGUAGAGGAGGCAGGGGAAGAAGACACCAAGAUACGCCGCAGCCACGUCGCCGUACUUUACUAGAAAUGUUAUUGGCGCCCGACAUCCGCCAUGAAAGGAAUGUCCUCCUGCAGUGUGUACGCUUCGUUGUCCGCAGCAACUUCUUUGGCCUGGAGAAGAAACCUCGGCACCUGCAGGGGAUGGAGACACCAGCCCUCGGGACUGAAGACAAACCAAAGAAAGACAGCCGUCUGUCUUCUCCUGUCGGUGGGGAGGGACACCCAGCUGUGCCAGAGGCUGAAAACCUGCAAGUCGAAGGAACGGGGAACGCUGACGUCAGCCAGGAUGCCGGUUGUCAGAGGGACAAUAUGUGCUCAGACCCGUCCGGUGAUUCUUUCCGAUCUGCUGUGACUGUCGAUGGGACCGGAGCUGGUUCCAUCCAACACGCUGACCACAGUCAUGAUCCGACCGUCGCACACGCUUCUAACUUGUAUGACGACGAGAUUUGGGAAAGCAAUGGGGCCGAUUCAUAAUAUCAUAAAACUGAUGCAUCUUUGUUGUUUUUUCUUUGAAACGUUUUCUAAAUUUCAUUUUUGUUAUAUAAUGUAAAAACAGCCAUAUUGUAAAAUAAAUAC